Messenger RNA from Eimeria maxima, 2160 nucleotides. RefSeq names its product glucosamine--fructose-6-phosphate aminotransferase (isomerizing), putative. Gene Ontology annotation, biological process: protein N-linked glycosylation; carbohydrate derivative biosynthetic process; fructose 6-phosphate metabolic process. The coding region runs from base 1 to 2160 and encodes 719 amino acids. The record is from RefSeq and is a predicted model, not a curated record. Gene Ontology annotation, molecular function: carbohydrate derivative binding; L-glutamine:D-fructose-6-phosphate transaminase (isomerizing) activity. The transcript is spliced from 2 exons. NCBI's taxonomy places the organism in Eukaryota, Apicomplexa, Conoidasida, Eucoccidiorida, Eimeriidae.
AUGAAUUGCUCCGGCGUUAUGCGAGCAUACAGAAGAUUGGUAGAUGCUCAAAAGAAGAGAAUCGCUGGUAGCUACUAUUUUAUGUACCCGAAGUGGAUUCAUUCUUCCAUCAUAGCCGCUUCAGCGAAUGCUCCAAAGCCGACAAGCAUCAUCUCGUUGCCAAGCCCGCCACCUUCACGGGGAAGUUGGGGAGAUGAGCGAAAUACUUACGGAUCCAAGUAUGACUGUUGGGCUAUCAUGGGGACCUUCGCGGCUGUGGCAGCAGCAGGCGUUGCAACAUCGAUUGUGUCAACAAACAAGUCUGACGCUCGCUGUUGCGGCAUUGUAGGGUACAUUGGAACGGGAAAUGUGGAGCCAGUGUUGAUGGAAGGAAUCGAAAUUCUUCAGAAUAGGGGGUAUGACAGCUGCGGUAUGACAACAAUUGGGAACGAUGGGCAGCUCGUCACAACAAAAUUCGCUAGCCGAGGCACAACUAGCGACUGCAUUCAACUGCUGAAGAAAGAAGCUGCUGCCCAUCAUGGUGGGCACCACAUAGGGAUUGCACACACGCGCUGGGCAACUCAUGGUGCGAAGACAGACACCAAUGCGCAUCCGCAUAUGGACUGGAAGAGGCGCAUUUCGUUGGUGCAUAAUGGCACCAUCGAUAAUUUCGCACAGUUGAAGAAGGAUCUAAUAGCUAAGGGGUGCAUAUUUAUGACCGAGACGGACUCUGAAGUUAUUGCGAAUCUCAUAGGAUACAAGCUCGAUCUCGGACUGUCGUUUGAAGACGCUGUUGCUGAGAGUGUCUCGCAGCUGCAGGGCACUUGGGGCCUCUGUGUGAUUCACAAAGACUACCCAGACCGCAUAGUGCUUGCCCGCAAUGGUUCACCACUCCUUGUUGGCAGCAGCGACGGGCAAGUCUUUGUUGCAUCAGAACCAGCCGCCUUAGCAAGACACACCAGCCAGUACCUCAUGCUUCAGGAUGGAGAGAUAGCGAUCGUCACAAGUAAAGGGAUUGACCAGCUCCUGGAAUCACGUGACAUGCACCGAAUCUCGGCUGAAACGGUUGAAACAUCCCCCGACCCAUUUCCCCACUGGACUCUCAAAGAAAUAUUCGAGCAACCCCAGAGUUUGGCCCGCGCCCUCAACUAUGGGGGACGAAUAAUGGCUCAUGGCAACCGCGUGAAGUUAGGUGGCCUGGACCAAAACAAAGACUUGUUAGCGAUCCGCAAUUUACUGCUUGCGGGUUGCGGAACAUCGUUGUACGCCGGCAUGUACGGGGAACAGCUUAUGCAGUGGCUGGCCUGUUUCGACCAGGUGCGGGCUAUUGAUGCUACUGAAUUGGAGCAGCACUCUUUACCCAAACAUGACGCCGGAAUCCUCUUGCUCUCCCAGUCAGGGGAGACGUUAGACACUAUCCGAGCCUGCCAGAUUGCUGACGAGCAUGCUGUUAGGAAAUUUUCAAUUGUUAAUUCCGUGGGUUCUCUUCUCGCUCGCAUGACUUCCUGUGGCGUGUAUCUCAAUGCUGGGAGAGAAGUUGCCGUCGCCUCGACGAAGGCCUUUACUUCCCAAGUGACGGUGCUUGCCCUGGUAUCCAGCUGGUUCUGGCAAAACCUGCGUAGCGAAGAAUAUCCAGAUCGUUGCAAUGCUUUAUUGGACGCUCUUCACCGUCUUCCUGUAUAUGCGGGUAUGACACUGAAUGCCCACGGGGCUUGCAAGCGGAUUGCUGAGAAACUGAAAGAUGCGCAGACGCUGUUCGUGCUGGGAAAAGGCUUUGGUUAUCCUGUUGCUCUCGAAGGUGCGCUGAAGAUUAAAGAGAUAUCGUACAUCCACGCAGAAGGGUUUGCCGGUGGAGCGCUGAAACAUGGGCCGUUUGCUUUGAUCGAUGACAAAGCACGCACUCCUGUCGUCAUGAUUGUCCUUGGGGACCAACAUGCAGCACUAAUGCUCAACGCGGCUCAGCAGGUGAAGGCGAGGGGUGCAUAUCUCAUCUGCUUAACUGACUUCCCGGAGCUCGUGCAAGAUGUUGCUGACGAUUAUAUUGUUAUCCCAAGUAAUGGGCCGCUCACUGCACUACUUGCAGCGAUCCCUUUGCAGCUCCUGGCCUACGAACUCUCCGUUGCCAAGGGAAUAAAUCCCGAUAAGCCAAGGGGGCUGGCCAAGACAGUUACAGUCAGUUAG